This is a messenger RNA of Suncus etruscus (white-toothed pygmy shrew), 1023 nucleotides long. RefSeq names its product NADH-cytochrome b5 reductase-like (gene CYB5R5). The coding region runs from base 73 to 1023 and encodes 316 amino acids. The record is from RefSeq and is a predicted model, not a curated record. Lineage: Eukaryota; Metazoa; Chordata; Mammalia; Eulipotyphla; Soricidae. The transcript is spliced from 8 exons. Gene Ontology annotation, molecular function: oxidoreductase activity.
CAAGGUCGGGAGUGUUGGACCUCUGCUGAUGACCCAGAGCCAGGUCUUUCCCAGGAAGAGUCCCCACCGAGGAUGGACAGACAGGACGAGGACAGUGACGAGGAGGCCUGGCUGCAGCUCCGGCCCGUGCAGCCUUUGCCCUCCCAGUGCUGUGGCGGUGGCUGUUCUCCCUGUGUAUUUGACAUCUACCACCGAGACCUGGCCCAAUGGGAGGCUGCCCGCGCCCGCAAGGACAAGACCCUGCUGAGUGGAGACAAGUCCCAGAGCGGCCCCUCCCAGCUGAACACAGAGACCUUCGUGGCCUUCCGCAUCAGUGACAUACAUAGGCUCACCCAGGACACGUACCAUGUCCGCUUUUCUCUGCCUGGGCACAGCCAGCUUGGCCUGCAGCCUGGUCAGCACCUCAUCCUAAGGUAUGUAAGGGCGCGUGUCGGUGACAUGGACAUCCAGAGAGCCUACACGCCCAUCAGCCCUGUCAGUGCAGCCGGCUACUUUGAGGUUCUAAUCAAGUGUUACCCAACGGGGCUCAUAUCCCAGCAUGUGGAGUCCUGGAAGGCAGGAGACACGGCUUUCUGGCGGGGACCUUUCGGAAGUUUCUUCUAUCAACCAAACCAGUACGGUGAACUCCUCAUGCUGGCUUCGGGCACUGGUCUGGCCCCGAUGGUGCCCAUCCUGCAGAGCAUCACUGACAAUGAGGAUGAUGAGACCUUUGUCACCCUGGUCUGCUGCUUCCGGACCUUUGAGGGCAUCUACUUGAAGUCCUUCCUGCAGGAGCAGGCCCGAUUCUGGAACGUCCGCACAGUCUUUGUACUCAGCCAGGAGAGCUCCCUGGAGCAGCUUCCCUGGAGUUACCGGGAAAAAACCCACUUUUGCCGCCUGGCCCAGGAACUGAUGGACGAGCUGGUUGCAUCCUGUCGAAGGAAGCCGUUUGCCUUGGUCUGCGGCUCGGCCGAGUUCACCCAGGACAUGGCGGGGUACUUGCGGGGUGCUGGUCUGGCAGAGGACUCCUACUUCCUUUUCUAG